AUGCAGGGGAAUCCUGCUUUUCUGGCAAUACUACUCGGUACAAUAUUCGGCUCGCUUGGUGCCUCACUGAGCAAAGCACUGAGGUACAAAGCACCGGACGAGUGCAAAUGGGUGGCAACGGGUGACAGUGAAGACGAUGUCUCCCUCGUUUGUCGUUUACGAACUAUCAAUAGUGAACUUGAAAAUACAAAUUUCAGUGUUAUACAGCCACAGCACACUGUCCGACUACGGUUAGAGUGUAGCGAUGCUCUUUUCUAUCAGAGUUCACUGAGCGCUGGUAGCUUCAGACCGCUGAUUGAACUCCGUGAACUUGUCAUUGAGUACUGCAAGAUUGGAAAUUUGUCCGAUGAUGCGUUCAAGGGUCUCAAAGAGCUGCGGAAUCUCACUGUUCGUACUCAUAAUACUGAUUGGUCAGCAAUGGCUUUGGACGUAUCCACAAGAGCUUUUACCGAGGAGUUAUCCAAGCUUGAGAGACUGGACCUUGGAGAAAAUAAUAUGUGGAAUUUGCCGGAGGGUAGUCUGUGCUCACUGCACAAUCUAGAGGUUCUCAACUUGACUAAAAAUCGCCUUCGUGAAGUAUCGAGCUUUCAUUUUGGCGCUAGUGCUGGACGUUGUGGCAGCAAUUUACGUGAAUUGGAUCUCAGUAAUAACAGCAUUGAGACCCUACCAACAGCUGCAUUUUCCGGUCUAGCUCGGUUACAAAGUCUUGAUCUACGGAGCAAUGCCAUUAGCUUUAUGGCCGAUCGUGCCUUCGAGAGUCUAUCCUCGUUGGUUGUACUCAAACUCACGGACAAUCGUCUGUCGAGUUUACCACCAGAGUUGUUCAACGAUGCGCGAAACAUCAAAGAAAUUCACCUGCAAAAUAACUCGUUGAAUGUCUUACCACCUGGUUUAUUCAACGAUCUCACCCAGCUAUUGGUGCUCGACCUGAGUAUGAACGAAUUAACAACCGAGUGGGUAAAUGCCGCGACAUUUACGGGCCUAGUUAGACUCGUUGUACUGGAUUUAUCGAGCAACAGAAUAAGCAGACUAGAGCCAGCUGUAUUCAGGGAUCUUUACAGUUUGCAAAUUCUACGACUUCAGGAGAAUCUCAUAGAGACACUGUCUGAGAAUACAUUCUCAGCGCUCUACAAUUUGCACACUCUCGUACUGAGCGAUAAUCAGUUGACGGUUAUCGACGCAACUACUCUGAGCGGCUUGUACGUGCUGAGUCUCCUCUCGUUGGAUAAUAACAGACUCAAUGCACUUCAUCCAAGCUCGUUACGAAAUGCCUCGUCUCUUCAGGACUUGCAUCUUAACGGUAACCGACUGACGGCCGUGCCGGAUGCACUCAAAGCCACGCCUCUGUUGCGCACCCUCGAUCUCGGUGAAAACCUCAUUUCGGAGAUACCCACUGGUACCUUCGACCACGUGUCACAGUUGUAUGGCCUCAGGCUGACUGAGAAUCACAUUGGCAAUCUCACUAAAGGCAUAUUCGAGAAGAUUAAAGAGCUCAAGAUACUCAACCUGUCGCGCAACCGGAUACAAUAUAUCGAGCCCGGUGCAUUUGAUGACAAUACUAAUCUACGUGCUAUUCGUUUAGAUGGCAAUCAAUUGACUGAUAUAACUGGACUGUUUGCCAAUCUACCGAAUUUAGUGUGGUUAAAUGUUAGUGAUAAUAAACUCAAGUGGUUUGACUAUGCUAUGAUACCAACGGGAUUACAGUGGUUGGAUAUACACGCAAAUGAGAUUAGCGAGCUGGGCAAUUACUUCGAGAUCGAGACGCAACUUCAGCUAAGUACCUUCGAUGCUAGUGAGAACAAAUUGACCGAGAUAACGGGAAAUGCAAUACCCAUGAGUGUUGAGGUACUAUUCCUCAACGACAAUCUCAUAUCAAAGGUGCAGAGUUACGCAUUUUUCAAAAAGCCCAAUCUCACGAGAGUCGAUCUCAAGGGUAAUAGAAUACAGAAUCUUGAGACAUACGCAUUGAGAAUAAGUGCUGUACCACCGGACAAACCGCUUCCUGAAUUCUACAUCGGUGACAACCAUUAUCUUUGCGACUGCACCAUGGAAUGGCUACAACGCGUCAACAGGCAAAACCAGUCACGCAUACAUCCACAAGUGAUGGAUCUUGAGAGUAUAUUCUGCAAACUCUUGUACGACCGUGAACGCAUGUACGUGCCACUUGUUGAGGCAUCGCACUCACAGUUUCUGUGCAAGUAUGAGUCACACUGUUUUGCUCUCUGUCAUUGCUGUGACUUUGAUGCUUGUGAUUGUGAAAUGACCUGUCCGAAUAAUUGCACUUGUUACCACGAUCAAUCGUGGUCGGCAAAUGUUGUGGAUUGUUCAGCCGGGGGUCACGUCAACCGACUCCCCGAGCAGAUACCCAUGGAUGCAACAAAACUCUAUCUCGAUGGCAAUGACCUGAGAAUCAUCUCCAGUCAUGCGUUCAUUGGUCGUAAAAAGUUGAAAGUACUUUUUCUCAAUGCCUCGAACAUUGAAAUUGUCCAGAACAGAUCGUUCAAUGGUCUGCGAGAUCUUCAGGAUCUUCAUCUCCAGGACAACAGGAUUCACGAACUACGUGGACACGAGUUCGAGGGUCUUGACAAUCUUCGAUCACUUUAUCUACACGGCAAUGAGAUCUCGGCAAUCGCUAACAACACAUUCUCACCUCUCCGAUCACUGAAGGUCCUUAGGCUGCAGGGCAACCGCCUUACGACCUUGGCGGUCUGGUCCCUACCAGCGUCUGUCGAAGUGAGCCUCUCGCGAAAUCCCUGGUCAUGCGAGUGCGACUAUCUUGAGGUUUAUCGGGAAUGGAUACUUGCAGCGAGAAAUCGUGUUGUCGAUGUAUCUGAAAUCAGGUGCGUGUUGAAUGUCACCGAGUUGGAGGCAUACGGAGAGGAGGUCUUCAGGGACAAUGAGUUUGGCUUUCCCGUGAUCGAGGGUACAUCCAAUGACAGUUCGAUGUGCACCGGACUCGCUAGUAUUGACAACGGUAUCCAGGGCAAUCUAACUAAGACCAUUAUCGAGAGACAAGCACUUCAGGAUUAUUUGCCUCUGCUUGUCUCCACACUGGCUGUAUUUCUCGUUAUUGUUCUACUUGGAAUGCUCAUAUUCAUCUUCAGGCAGGAAUUUCGCGUGUGGUUUCACUCGCGAUUUGGGGUGAGGAUAUUCUACCGGAGUACAGAAUUCGACAGGGAGGAUCGUGACAAAUUGUUUGACGCAUUCGUCAGCUACAGCUCCAAGGACGAGGCCUUUGUCGCUGAAGAAUUAGCGCCAGUAUUAGAAAUGGGAAAUCCCUCCUACAAAUUGUGUUUACAUUAUCGUGAUUUUCCGGUUGGUAGUUUCAUAGCUGAUACCAUUGUUCAAGCUGUUGAAUCUUCGAGGAGAACAAUAAUGGUUCUGUCGGAGAAUUUCAUUAAAUCCGAGUGGUGUCGGUUUGACUUCAAGUCGGCGCAUCAUCAAGUGCUUCGUGACAGACGACGCAGACUCAUACUAGUUCUCGUUGGGGAUGUACCCCAGAGGGAUCUUGAUCCAGACAUAAGACUGUACCUCAAGACAAACACCUAUUUGCAAUGGGGUGAUAAACUAUUUUGGGAGAAAUUGAGAUUCGCCCUGCCCGAUGUGCCAAACAAUCAGAGAACCAACAAUCAGAGGAGACAACCACCACCUGUCCGACGGCAGCAUAAUAAUCAAACUAGUGGUGCGCGCAGUGUUGCUGUUCACAUAUGAAUCAAUUAUUCAACAUAGACUGGUUAUAUUAUUCCGUACUAGUGACCGAUUGGCCGUACCCCGGACUGUGUAAUUAUCGAUAAAUUGAUAAUUUAUUAUUCGGGAGUGAGUGAGAUGGAGCCAAUCAGUGGACAGUACGUAAAUCAUCUACACGAAUAAAAUAAAUGAAUGAAUAUAUAUGAGUAUAUAUCUGUAUGUGUAAGGUUCCAUUAAGAGUCACUGCACAGUGCAAUACGUGUGUGGAGUGUAAAUAGUCAUGAUGUUCGAUUAUUGGAUAACGGAGAAUGGACAAUUUGGAGUGUUUUAAAUAAAUGUGCCCGGCACACUAAAGUCUGUAUAUAGAACGAAUAUUAAAAAUGCGAACGAUCCGGUGAGAAUGAGUGCUUUAUGACGUUUGACGAGUUUGAGGGGGGAAAAUGAAUGGGUGAGAGGGAACUUUGUCAGUGUGAGGAGAUAAAUAUAUAUAUUUGUUUGAAUUCUUGUAAAUUUUGAUCGGUUAGUUCAAUAGAUAGAUUUAAUAAAAUGUAAAUAGAGGACAAGAGAAUUUAAAUAACACUCGAGUCUCGCGUUGCUGAUUUCCUUUUUAUUUUUGUUCAACGUCUCAUUAUUAAUGAUAUCAAAUUGUGCAUGAGUUACUUAAUGUCAGGGGUUUACGAUUGAAUCGUGAACAACGAGUUAAUGUUUCAUCGUACAUAACUGGCGCAUAAAGAUGCCAGGCGAAGGGUAAUGAAAGUUAGAGACAAAAAGUAAAAGGUGUUUGUGACAAUUGUGAGAGGUUAUUCUGUGAGAUAAUAAAACUGUCACAUUAACAUAUUAAAUUGAAAUGACAGAGACGUACUUAUGAGGCGCUAUUUACAAGUGUAUAGCUUCUUAAAGAGGGUUUGAAUUUAAAACCCGUCGUGAUAUCACUCUCUAAUUAUUUUUUAUUUGAAAUUUUUUUUUUGUUCGAUCGAGUUUUAAUUAGUGCGAGGGCGAGAAAGCAAAUUUUACUAUCGAAAUUGAGAGAAAAAAACGAAAUGUCAAAUGUGAAACUGUAAAGUAGGAUUUAUUUUUUAUUUAUUCUGAUAUUAUGAGAAUUGAGGGCUUUGGUAAAAAAAAGAAACAAUUCCGGUUGAAACAUCAUUUCUCUGCUUUUUUGCGGGGAUAGAAUAACAGGACAAUUUUAAUUAAACUUCCACUCGGUCAAAUUAUUCUCGCCAACCAGAAAAAAACAAUUACUCCGACAAAUCGUCAAUUUUUUCAGCAAACAAUAUGCAAAACCAUUACGUUGUUUAUUUUUUAACGAAGUCCUCAAUAGAAUUCGACAGUCUCUACUGUGCGAGGGCGUCGACUCCCCAAAACGAUUGUUAACAAAUAUUAUAUACAUAUCCGUGCACGCGGGGAUUGUCGUAUUCAGCCUGUAAAUUAAUCGUUUUAUAUUUCCAAUCGAAACACAGGUGUUUCAAGCAAAAAAUAAAUGACUUUUUUUCCUACUCCAAUUGUUCACUUCAUUCAUAUAACAUUGUCUUGUUUUUCUGAAACAAAAACACACUCAAUUCUGUGUUCAAAGAGAAC
Diachasma alloeum is the source of this 5265-nucleotide messenger RNA. RefSeq names its product toll-like receptor Tollo (gene Tollo). The transcript has a single exon. The coding region runs from base 1 to 3711 and encodes 1236 amino acids. Lineage: Eukaryota; Metazoa; Arthropoda; Insecta; Hymenoptera; Braconidae. Gene Ontology annotation, biological process: signal transduction. The record is from RefSeq and is a predicted model, not a curated record. Gene Ontology annotation, molecular function: protein binding.